UAAAUAUAUUGUGCCAAAAGUUUUGAUAGUAUCAACACAAAAUGGUGAAAACAGCACAAAACGAAAGUGAUACUCAACAGUCGUCUGAUGAACAUGCGCGUAAACGACAAAAAGCUGCAGAACAUUUCUUUAGGAUGUCCAUUGUUUUGAUAGGACUUUCAGCAGGUAGCAUCGUCUUUGGAAUUGUAAUGGUUGUCAAUUUAGACCGAAUUUUUAGUUUCUCAGUGGACACAGGCGCUCUAAUAUGGUCGGGAGCAGUGCUUUUGCUCAAUGGUCUAUCGUGUAAUUUUGUCUCUAAGAUGGAUAUUAAUAAUAGAAAUCUACCAUCUUCGAAAUUGAUCAAGAGAGUAACUGUUUACAGAGUGAUAAACGGGCUGAGCUUAGGGAUAAAUGUUGUAGCUACAGGACUCUGUUUUGCCCCCAUCUUCUGGGUCAUACUGAUUUGUACCGGCGAUGAAGAUUAAACGUGUGCUGUUAAGAGAAACCUGAAGUGGGACAUUGUAGCAUUUAUACUCUCCAUUACUAUGUGUAUCUCUAACAUUGUUGGUUUUGUUUUUUCGUGUAUAUUUGUGAAAGCAUUGCAAUCUGAUGGAGAAGGAAAUCCUCCCGAGAGAGAAAAAAACACUCUAAAAAUUGUAAUUCCACCUCAACAGAACAUUAAUAGACCUCGUGAGCUAGAUCCAUCCCAACAGAUCACAUUGUAGUUUCAUUAAUAUUUGUGCGCAUCACUUUUCGUGGAUUAAGUAAAAAUUGCAGUUUCGAGGAUACAUAAAUUUGUGGAUAAUGGUCCUAACAGAAACUACAGGUACAGUGAGCACUGAGCUCACUAAAUAAUAAACCACUCCUAUCCCCCCGACUCCCUUAUGAUUAUAAUGGUAAAAUCCUUGUCAUUCUUUCUAUAAUGUUAAUAGUGAAGGGUAUCCAUCUCUUAUCUGCAACUGUCCGAUACCACUGAAUGAAAAAUGAUACUUUCACAGUUUCAUUAUUACAUAACGCCAUUGUGCACCUGCUUAUUUUGAUUUGACACUUAUUUAGUGUCUCCCUGAUAAAAUCAUGAACUUUGCCCCUAUAAUCAUAUGAUUUUAAUAAUUUGAUUUUCAAAAGUCGAAACCUUCAACAUGUUCAAGCGUUUAAAAAUCUUUAUUGUGUAACAAUAAAGGGUGAGGCAUUCCAAAUACCUUCUCCGCUGUACCACUUUGAGCUCGAUGGGUCGAUUAAGUAUGCGAUAAUGAAACAGAAUAUGAAAAACAAUUAAUGCAUUUUAAAAAUUACGUGUUAAAAGUAGCAACAAUUAUAUUGUAUUUCUAUUUAAUAAAUUGUGUUAGAUAAUUAUUUUUACAUGCAUGUCUUGUUUCUGGACUUGACAGAGAUAU
This is a messenger RNA of Saccostrea cuccullata (small rock oyster), 1373 nucleotides long. RefSeq lists its product as uncharacterized. Bases 42 to 464 code for a protein of 140 amino acids. The record is from RefSeq and is a predicted model, not a curated record. NCBI's taxonomy places the organism in Eukaryota, Metazoa, Mollusca, Bivalvia, Ostreida, Ostreidae. The transcript has 4 exons.